This is a messenger RNA of Ectocarpus sp. CCAP 1310/34, 2844 nucleotides long. Lineage: Eukaryota; Phaeophyceae; Ectocarpales; Ectocarpaceae. The record is from the annotation of a GenBank genome assembly.
AUGGCGGAAUCAUCGAGGUCCGGGCUCCACCGCAUGCUGGACUCCAUUGGGAAAUGCGCGGGACAUUCGGGUUUCCGCGAGUGGAAGAUCAAGCUUCGACAAGCAAUCAUCCUCCACGCGCCAGAACUUCUCCCCGUCCUCAACGGAAACGCGCGUCCUUCGGCGACCGCGGCGAACGCGGAGGACCUGGCCGCGUGGGACAAGGCCAACGGUCGCCUGUUCUCCCUCCCCUUCUUCGUGACCUCCGGGUCUGUGCAGCUCACUGUCCGCACUCACGAAGGGGCGGCGGAUAGUGACAUGGAGGAUGGGACGGCGGCCUGGAGAGCUCUCAACGAGCGUUUUGAUGCUCAAACCCAGGAAGCUCGGCGUGCGUGUCACAACGAGCUGUUCAACCUGCGACACCUUGCGGGCGGUGAUCCCAUCGACUUCUUCACAAAGGGGUGGGAUCUCAAGCUUCGCCUUAAGGUGCUGGGGGAGGAAGUGUCGGACCCAGUCUACAUGGACAUCAUGCUCUCAGGCCUGACCAAGGCCCCGGAGUUCAAGUUCAUCAGGGAGAUGCACUACCGCGACAAUUUUACUUCAGUAGACAGUCUCCAGGCGACGGCUAAUCGCUUUUUCGUGGAUCAGCAGUCGCGCAACGCGUCGGGCCCCGUGGCUCCGUCAGAGCCGACUUCGUUCGGGUUCUCCUUCAACGCCCUCGGAACUUCCUUGGCGGAGGCAACCUCGUCGUUUGCCUCUUCCCAGUCACCUCCGGCGGCGUCUGCCGCCACGCAAGCGGCACCUGCAUCUGCCUCAUCAACGUCGAGGGCGCAGGACCACCGACUGCCUUCAGGGUUCUUCGGUGCGUUCAUGGCGACUCAUGCAGAGUUGUCGCUUGCUCCUUUUCGCUCCGACGGAUCGUCCAUCCGGAUGGUUGUGGACAUUGGAGCGACAGACAACUACCUCGACCCUGGGCUUACACCAGGAUUGCGGGCUCACAUGCGCGACGUCGAACACCUUCGGGUCCCACACACGAUCGUCGCCGCGGGCCAGCAUGUCCUCAAAGGCGUUACGACGGGGACCAUCUUCGGGGCCGUCACGGACGACAAUGGGAACGACCGGCACGACUCCUUUCGCGUCAUCGNGUUCUCCUUCAACGCCCUCGGAACUUCCUUGGCGGAGGCAACCUCGUCGUUUGCCUCUUCCCAGCCACCUCCGGCGGCGUCUGCCGCCACGCAAGCGGCACCUGCAUCUGCCUCAUCAACGUCGAGGGCGCAGGACCACCGACUGCCUUCAGGGUUCUUCGAUGCGUUCAUGGCGACUCAUGCAGAGUUGUCGCUUGCUCCUUUUCGCUCCGACGGAUCGUCCAUCCGGAUGGUUGUGGACAUUGGAGCGACAGACAACUACCUCGACCCUGGGCUUACACCAGGAUUGCGGGCUCACAUGCGCGACGUCGAACACCUUCGGGUCCCACACACGAUCGUCGCCGCGGGCCAGCAUGUCCUCAAAGGCGUUACGACGGGGACCAUCUUCGGGGCCGUCACGGACGACAAUGGGAACGACCGGCACGACUCCUUUCGCGUCAUCGUGGUACCAGGGCUGGGCACCAACCUCUUCUCCGUGACAUUGGCGAUGCUAAAAGGGGUGGCGACGUUGUUGCAUCCGGACAACCCCAGGUUGGAGUCCGGGGACGUGGUUUCCCCAAUGCAGACCCUCGGGGUGGACGCCACGACCGGAAAACGCAUCUACUCCAUCGAGGUACAGCUAGGGGGUGAACCUGAGGGCCCGACGGUCCUCGGAGACGCGCCGGAUGCCCUCGCCUUGAAGGUGGAGUCCGCUGAUCUCUGGCACCGGCGCAUGGGUCACAUCAACGUGUCUGCCCGCUCGGAAAGAGCACCAACAACCUCACCCAAGCAGGCCACCUACGGCGUCCUGCGCCCCUUCCAGCACGUUUCCGUCGACACCCUUGGCCCCUUCACACCUACGGUGUUGGGCGGAUUCAAGUACGCCACCAAGUUCGUGGACCAGCAGACCAAGUGGGCGGAGAUAGUUCUCAUGAAAGAUAAGACCUGUUCUGUAGACACCCUCGCGUUGUUCAAUAAAGGGACCGUGGUUCCUACCGGAGAACGCAUUCAUUGCCUCCGUGGGGAUCAGGGCACAGAAUUCACGAGUGCGGAAUUCCGUCAGUACUGUCAAGACAUCGGCAUCAAGCUGGAGUUCGCCUCUCCGAACACCCCUCAGCAGAUCGGAGCCAACGAGCUCUACCUGAGCAACCGGGUUCCUCAUGCAGCCCUGCAAAACGGGACGCCGUACAAGGCGCUCUACGGCAAGGAUGCCUACCUUGGUCACCUUCGAGUGAUAGGGUCAAGGGCGUUCGUGCACGAAGAAACCCACACCAGGAAGCUGGAGCACCGUGCUUGGGAAGGACGCCUUGUGGGAUACACCAUGGACAGCAAGUCGUAUCGGAUCUACAACUCUGAGACGCGACGUGUGUUCGGUCAGUCUGCAGUACCACCGGCGCAAGCUGAUGAAUUUGCCGGAGUAGAUGUAGCAGUUUUUAGCACUUGCCUUGGAUUUUUUGGCCGCAAACAGUUUGCGCAAGUCCCGCUGUACUGCGACAACACGGCGACGCUGCACGCGCUUGGAAACCGCUCAUUCAGCUCGAGGACAAAACAUAUCGCACUUCGCUUCUAUUACAUCCGAGAGCUCGUAUCGGAAGGACGGAUAUCGAUCAAUUGCAUCCCGACGGACAGCAACCCUGCCGACAUCGGGACAAAGCAUCUUAACAAGCAUCGGCUGAAACACCUGCUGGACAUCAUUAGCAGUUUCAACGUCGACGACUUCAUCAGCAACAAGUUCAAGUAA